Molecule: messenger RNA, 1154 nt
Organism: Aegilops tauschii subsp. strangulata
Lineage: Eukaryota; Viridiplantae; Streptophyta; Magnoliopsida; Poales; Poaceae
Product: protein ELC
Biological process (GO): protein modification process; endosome to lysosome transport; protein transport
Cellular component (GO): ESCRT I complex
Molecular function (GO): ubiquitin binding
Source: RefSeq, a predicted model, not a curated record
CCUGGAGAACAAACCAAAGACAAUUCCAAUAAGAAGAAACCGUACGUACGUGGCGGUUGCGCCGUUGCGAUCCAUCUAUCUAUUCUUGUGAUCGAUGGCUCCUCCCGCGCCGCCGGCGAGCGGCGCGCAGCACCAGUUCCCAGACACGGCGCUGCCCUACGCCGAGGACGUCAAGUGGCUCGUCCCCGACCACCUCGCCACGCUCGCCGAGGCCUUCCCCUCGCUCCGCCCCAGGACCGCCCUCUUCACCCACGACGACGGCCGCGCCGCGCGCCUGCUCCAGGCCGCCGGCACCAUCCCGAUCGUCCACGCGGGGGUCUCAUAUGACCUCCCCGCCGUCGUCUGGCUCCCGGAGCGCUACCCGCGGUGCCCGCCCCUCGUGUUCCUCUCGCCGGCCCGCGGCACGGUCCUCAGAACCGACCACCCCCUCGUCGACCGUUCGGGCCUCGUCGCCGCCGCCGCCGCCCCGUACCUCCGCUCCUGGGCGUUCCCGUCCUCCAACCUCCGGGACCUCGUCCGGUCCCUCUCCCACGCCUUCGGCAUCGACCCGCCCCUCCUCCCCGCCGAGGUCGCCUACAGGCGCGAGGCCCUCGCCGCCAUGGCCUGCGCCGACGUGGCCGCCCUGCGCGCCGCGAGCGAGGCCGAGAUGGACGCUCUGUUCGCCGUGCAGGCCGAGCUGCGCGGGCGGGGCAGGGCGGCGGACGGCCUGGUGCGCCGGGCGGGGGAGGAGGUGGACGCGCUGGAGCGCCGGCUGCAGGACGUGACGGUGGCCGCGUACACCCUGGAGGCCUGGGUCGCGGCGAACCGGACGACGGUGGCCGCGCACGGCGACGCGCAGGCGGGGGCGGCAGUUCAGCCCGCGGACGCGCUCUCGGUGCAGAGGCUCGAGUGCGCGGCCAUGGAUCUGGCGCUGGAGGACAGCAUGUACGCGCUGGACGAGGCGGUGCAGCAAGGGGUCGUGCCGUUCAGCGGCUACCUCCGGAGCGUGCGCGCGCUGGCGCGGGAGCAGUUCUUCCAGCGUGCCCUCUGGACCAAACUUUGCUAGGAAGGUUUUUUUUGUCCAUGGAAGCAAACUUCAAGUCUUAUCUUUUUUUUUCCGAGAGUACGCCAAAAGCGUACCUUAUCUUUAUAGAAGGGAGAAAGACAGUUUACAA